Molecule: messenger RNA, 1106 nt
Organism: Astyanax mexicanus (Mexican tetra)
Lineage: Eukaryota; Metazoa; Chordata; Actinopteri; Characiformes; Acestrorhamphidae
Product: E3 ubiquitin-protein ligase CCNB1IP1
Exons: 5
Coding region: 83-862 (259 amino acids)
Biological process (GO): reciprocal meiotic recombination
Cellular component (GO): synaptonemal complex
Molecular function (GO): ubiquitin protein ligase activity
Source: RefSeq, a predicted model, not a curated record
UUGUUAAAGCACAUAAACAUAGCAACUAGCCACCAGAGCUAACCUAGCUAACUAGCUACCUUCUAAACGAGCUCACUAAAGAAUGUCAGUCAUGUCCAGGUUCGACUACAGUUUGCUCUGUAAUUUCCCGAAAUGUCGAGCCAAACUGAGCGGGUUCGCCUGGGUGACGGCCUGCUCCCAUGUCUUCUGUGAUCAGCACGGCUCUGCAGAGUUCAGCCGGACUCCCGCCAUCUGCCCCGCUUGCUCCUCCACACUGUCGGGAAAGCUGGACAUUGUACGCACGGAGCUUUCUCCAUCAGAGCAGUACAAGGCCAUGGUUUUAGUAGGAUUACGACCCGAGACAGUCCUGGAUAUCAGUCAUCGAGCACUGGCGUUUUGGACGUAUCAGGUAAACCAAGAAAGGCGGCUGAUGGAGUGCAGUUUGUCUCGGGCUGAGGUACAAGUAGUUCAGAUGGAGAAGGUGAUUGCUCAGCAGAACCAAACCAGAGAGCUCGAGAUAAACGCACUGAGAGAGGAGAUUGCAUCACUGAACAAGAGGCUGGUCGACUAUAAACAAAAGUACAGUGAGGUUUCAGAGCUUUUGAUUAAGAAGAAUAGACAAUAUCAGAAGCUUCAGGGGCUGUUUGAGGCAUUGCGGCUGCGUCCCAGGUCAGCUGGCUCAAGAGAUGGACUGCACCAUGCAUCUCAAGCCUUUGCCACAGGACUGGUUAGACAGCACUCACCCCAUGGCAGUCCUCCUUUCCUAUCUGUGGGAUCAGAGGGUGACAGGCUCUUUUCUGUAGAACCAGAGAGCUUUAAGAGCUUUUUCCAGUUUAAUUCUUCUCCAAGAGACAAAAGUAAUUCCUUUAUGAAGAAAAAUUGAUUACAGUGCAAUAAUGUAUGUUGUGACAUGCAUUUGUAGUUUCCCCAUAUGUGAUUGUCCAAGUAAUUUACAUGUGUAUAUUUUCCCUAUGUUGAAUAUUUCAGUGUUCUUUGGGUUACCUAGUAUGUACAAAUAACAGAGCAGUUAAAAGUAAAAAAGAAAUCUACAGUAUGAAUAUUCCUAAACUGGUAAAACUGUUAUCACAUACACAUGCAAAGUAGGUAUUAGUAAACAUUUGAAUACA